Molecule: messenger RNA, 435 nt
Organism: Symbiodinium necroappetens
Lineage: Eukaryota; Dinophyceae; Suessiales; Symbiodiniaceae
Source: the annotation of a GenBank genome assembly
AUGAUUGGGAUCCUAACAAGAAAGCUCUUGAGGAAAGCCGGGUUAUCAAGCAGGGGUGCUCAUCCCAAACACGUAAGACCCCGAACUUCCUUAAGGCUGGCGGUAUCUGAAACGGCACUGCUGGGCGGCGGCCAGCAUCCCCUGCACCAAGAGAUUGCGGCUCUAGCACACGCAGUGGCUUCCCCGGAGAAUGCUGCAAAGAUUUUGGUAGCACGUGAAGCUCUGUUGGCAAAGAGCAACGAGCACGUGCUCCUCGACACGGCCGGAAUCAUCGGCUUCUUUGCGACCAUCACUGUGGUGGUGGACUUCACGGGCCACUACAGCGAUGACAUCCUCAAGAAGACAGAGAUGAUGGCGGCAGUUAUCUCCGGUGGCCGACGCUUUCGUGCGACUCUCCGAUCCAGCCUCUGUCUUCCCGGGGCCUCGAGGUUUUAA